UCAAUUUUGCAAUGCCUCCAAAGCUAAGUGUCCAAUAUUGCAGUUUCAAGUUUUUCAGAAAUUUGUGAUAUACAUAACCCAACUGGUUGAAGAUUGUUUUUUCUAUACAUGUUACAUAAACAUCAAUGAGGAUGGAAGGGGGAUUUUGGUUACUAACCCAUGAGACAAGGACAUGUUCCCCGGCAGCCUCUUUUUAUCAACUGGUACACGGCUUGUUAACAGCUGCAAGAGAACCACCCCAUAGCUGUAUACAUCUGAUUUCGUAGUGCUUCCAUUAAUUAGGAGUGCCCAAUUGAUGCAUCACCUUGAAGGAGGAGCAGCAAAAAAAUACAUCACAAAGAAGAGUAAGGAAGAGCCAAAUCCAGACUUUGAUAUAUGGCUAAAUAAUGAUGGAUUACUGACUAGUUGGUUACUUGGGACAAUGAAUGAGGAGGCAUUGAGUUUGGUGGUUGGAUGUGAUACAACAUCUCAAAUCUGGAAAUGUCUUGAAGAGCACUAUCUAGCUUCAACCAAAGAGCACAAGCUGCAUCUCAAAGGGUAGUUAGUAGUAAAAAGGGGAGACAAUGAACCAAUUGAAAGCUU
Messenger RNA from Rubroshorea leprosula, 582 nucleotides. NCBI's taxonomy places the organism in Eukaryota, Viridiplantae, Streptophyta, Magnoliopsida, Malvales, Dipterocarpaceae. The record is from the annotation of a GenBank genome assembly.